AGAGUCGUUUGAUCUGCUUUAUACACCGGCAAACGCAAUCCCAAAGAAAAUAAAGAAGAAAACGACACACAUGGCUGUUCUUGUAGCUGAAAGCUUCAAUGAGCAGAGAUGGUCUCUUAAGGGUCAGACUGCCCUUGUAACUGGCGGAACAAAAGGCAUUGGACAUGCCAUAGUGGAAGAGCUUGCGGGUCUUGCAGCAGCUGUUCACACAUGUUCUCGUACGCAAACAGACGUUCAUGAGAGAGUAAAAGAAUGGGAAAGCAAAGGUUACAAAGUCACUGGCUCAGUUUGUGACCUUACUUCUUGUGCCCAGAGAGAGGAGCUCAUAAAGACUGUAUCUUCCACUUUCAAUGGCAAGCUCAAUAUACUUGUAAACAAUGCGGGAAGCGUGACGAUGAACAGAGCUACGGACUACUCUUUGGAAGAGUUCUCGUCUAUGAUGAGCACCAACGCUGAGGCCCCUUACCAUCUUUCGCAACUUGCACAUCCUCUCUUGAAAGCAUCAGGAAAUGGCAGCAUUGUAUUCAUAUCCUCAAUUGCUGGUGUUACUGCCUUGCCUAUCCUCUCUGCCUAUGCAGCAUCCAAAGGAGCAAUUAACCAGCUUACGAAGAAUUUUGCAUGUGAAUGGGCAAAAGAUGGCAUUCGCACUAACACUGUAGCACCAUGGGGAGUCAGAACCCAAGUCAUACCACCUGACGCCAGUCCUCGCAUAGAUGAUUUUGUUGAGAUAUAUAAGAGAACUCCAAUCCCUCGCCUUGCAGAACCUAAUGAGAUUUCUUCAGUGGUGGCUUUCCUUUGCCUUCCUGCUGCUUCAUACGUCAAUGGACAGGUUAUUAGCGUCGAUGGAGGACUAACCGCGGGCAGUUUUUAGAAGAUUCUAUGGCUCCCUCUCGCGGUCUUGCAUACAAUAAUAUGGCCAACUAGUAAUAGAUCAAUCAUCCAUAAAUGAUAUUAUUCUGAUAUUAUUGGUAAAAUAUUAAGCUUUCAAUGUGAUAAAAUCUGCCACAAUAUGUGCUUCUUCUUUUUGUGCAAACCAACUUUGAAUUUGUAUGAAGAA
Molecule: messenger RNA, 1057 nt
Organism: Morus notabilis
Lineage: Eukaryota; Viridiplantae; Streptophyta; Magnoliopsida; Rosales; Moraceae
Product: tropinone reductase homolog At2g29290
Exons: 5
Coding region: 71-871 (266 amino acids)
Molecular function (GO): oxidoreductase activity
Source: RefSeq, a predicted model, not a curated record